AAUUCAUCCUAUGAAAGCAUUAUUCAGAGAGAUAUUUACAGAACCUUUCCUGCUCAUGAGUUAUUUGUUGACCAAAAUGGUGCUGGCCAAGAAUCAUUAUUUAAAAUAUGCAAGGCUUAUUCUAUUUAUGAUCCAGAAGUGGGAUAUUGCCAAGGUCUGUCAUUUUUAGUUGCUGCAUUGCUGUUACAUAUGCCUGAAGAGCAGGCUUAUGGUGUUUUAAUGAAAAUCAUGUUUGAUUACCACAUUCGUGACAUGUUUAGAAAUGGAUUUGAAGAACUUCAUCUCAAAUUUUUUCAGCUUCAGAAAUUAAUGGAGGAUCAAAUGCCAGAACUGGCUUCUCAUUUUGAUGACCUUGGAAUUGAAGUUCAUAUGUUUGCUUCACAAUGGUUUUUAACACUUUUUACUGCUAAAUUUCCAUUGGUAGUUGUGUUUUUCAUCAUAGAUUUGUUUUUGCUUGAGGGCAUGGAUGUAAUUUUUCAAGUGGCUGUGUCUUUGCUAAUGCUAUCUCAAAAAGAAUUAUUAGCUUUAGAUUUUGAGGGUGUCUUAAAGCAUUUUCGAGUGUCUUUACCAAAGAAAUACAGAACAGAAGAAGCUUCCAAAAUCUUGAUUCAGAAUGCGAAGAAAGUUAAAGUUAAGAAAUUGAAAAGGUAUGAGCGUGAAUAUGCAGCUCUUAAGGAGCAAGAAAAAUUACAAGAAGAUCCAAUAAAAAUCCUUCAAAGAGAGAACAAACGGCUCCUUGAGAGUAAUCUUCACCUGGAUAGAGAAAAUGAUGAACUUACCCAUGAACUUAUUAAUAUAAAAUUGCAGCUACGCAAUGAUCUAGUCAAAUCUGAUGAAAAGGUAGAAUCUCUUUCUAAAGAGCUGCAGGCAGCUACAAUUACAGUUUCAGAUUUAGAAGAAGAAAAAAAGAGACUUUCAUUAGAAGUAGCGCAACUGAAAGAAAUGUGCCGUCGAGAACUGCACAGGGCAGAAGUCGAAAGUACUAGGAAUGCAAAAAUUAUUUCUGGUUAUAAGCAGAUUUGCCAUCAGCUUAGUACUAGACUUGAGAAGGAACAAGCUACAGCUAAAAAGAAUUUAGAAUUAAUAAAGGCUAAAAUGGAUGCCUGUGAGUCUUGCUCCAAGUAUUUGAAGACCAUUGUUCCUAAUUCAGAUUCAGGUAAAAUUUCAAAGGAACUUUCUUCGAACCAAGAUGCUGAGAAUGAAGAAAAUGACAGUCAGGCAAGGGAACUUGAAUUGGAGCUCGCUAGAACUAAGUUGGCUUUAGUUGAGGCAGAAUGUAAGAAUCAGGAUCUAACUCACCAGCUGAAUGCUGCUAUGAAUGAACUGCAGACAUCUAAAAACACGUGGUUUCAAAAAACAUUCUCUUCAAUACGUGAAGCAGCAAAGAAAGAAAAUUUAGCAUCAAAGGACAAGGAAACAAGCUGAAUUGAUUGAAACUAUAAAUUCUGCUUGAUUUUCUUUACAGCUUUGAUUUUAAUUUUGCUUAGGGACCAGAGUGAACAUACUUUUCAUUACUGUAGAUUAUUUUCUUUUGUUUAUAUAUAUAUAUAUUAUGUAUUAUAUAAAUAAGUGUACAGCUUUUGAGCAUUUUUAUAUGAAUGAGUGUGUGUAUGCAUAACUUGUAUAUCGGUAUAAAUAAUAUUUCAGAUAUUUUAAGAAAUUAAUUUUUGUAAAUCAUAAUGUCCUUGAUUGUUUUUGCACUCACUGAAAAAUAAAUAACUUAUCUCAGUCAAGUCUUUUUAUUUCAGUAAUAUUUGUUAUAUGUAGUGCAUAAUUCUGAACUCAUUUUAGGCUGUAGUUAUUUAUACUGUUUUUUGGUUAUUUUAUAUUUUAAGAAAAAUGCGUUAAAUAAAAAGCAUGCUUGAAAGAAUGUCAUGUGAAGUUUUGAUCAGGUUAUUGUGUAUUAGAUGACUAUUUUGCUCUACUUAUUUUUAUUACUACUUUCAUUACUAUAAUUUUAGCAUCUUUAUUUUCAUAAGAAAUAAUUCUCAACAUUAUCGUUCUUUCAAAAGUGGAACAAGAUCUAAAAUAAAUAUUUUUCAUUCAAAUUUGGAAUUCAGACACAUAAAUUAUUAACUUGUAUUAUUAUCAACAUAUUUUCUUAAUGCAUCUACAAGGGCUGAAAUUUUAUGCCCUUGUACACAACCUGUGAAACAUUAUUUUGAAUCAAAAUGUUAGCUUUAUUUUAUUAAAAUAACUUCAUCUUUCAAAGUAUUAAAUUUCAUUUAAAAGAUCAAUCAUCAUACUAGUGAUUAUACCUGUCUGAUAACUGCCAACCUAGAAAAAUAAAAUUACUUGAUCCUAUGAAGAUAUAUCAGUAAAGAAAAAUUUUAUUCAGGCAUUGCUGUUGUAAAGUGGUAAGGCGAAAUUUAAAUGACGAGACAAGAUGAUUUAGCUUUUAAUUGCACAUUUUUAUUUAAUCCAAUUAGCAGAUCAUUUUUCUUUUAGAUGAAAACUCUCUACAUUACAUAUCCAUAGUGAUUUUAACUAAGUAUGAUUGAAUUUAAAUUUUUUGCAUCAUCACUAUUUCUAACAAAUGAAAGAAAGAUAGACAGAGCAGUGCAGAGUCUUGUAGCAGCGAUAUUAGGAAGCAGUGUGACUGAAAAAUGGUGCGUACUCAGUAUUAGUAGCGGUUACGUAAUAGGCUAGCAUAUUCUAAAAGGUACUGGUCUAGGGAUAAGUCUUCAAUGCAUCAUCACAUAAAGGCAAACUGUCAUUGAAUGCUUGUUUAUACACUUGUUUCAGGCUGAAAUCGGUUUCACUACUUUUAAUAUGAUGCAAAUAUGGACUUAUGGCUGUUGAAAAAUUUAGUUUUGGUUCUCAGACUUUCCUGAAUUCCAUAAUGCAGCACUUAACGUGAAGGAUACCAAUCCCUGAUAUAUACACCAUGUCCAUAAAAGUCCAUAUAGUAUGAGCUUUAUUUUUGUACUUAUUAGUCAUAGACAUAUACUUUUAAUUAUGGAAAUAAUUCAAAUGAUACAAAUAUUCAGGUUUUUCAUUUCUAAAUUAAAAAAUAUUAAUUUUUAAAAAGUUAUGAAAUUUUAUUUUUAUAUAUUCUCCUGGCUCUUAUACUUACAUUUAGGAAAAUGUAGCAUUCUUUAUGAAAAAUAAGAUACAAAAUUUUUAUCACGUGCAUCAUGAAAAUUGACAGAUAUUUUAUUUUAAAAUUGAAGAUCUUGUUAAGAUCAUGUACACAAAUUCAGGAGCUAAAUUUUUGCAUUUGUAUAUAAAUAAAUAUAAAAUAUCAGUUCAGAAAAUGGAUUCUGAUAUGCAUUUCUCAUCAGUUUGUCAUAAAAAGUAUGAUUAGUAUAUAUAUUUUUAGAGGUCUUAUUUACAGAAAUUUCUGUGGCAACUCCAGUAUUGGCAUAUAGUCAGUUCACAGCGUUAUUUGAAUGAAUAAAAAGUUAAAAAUAUUUCUUGUUUAUUUAAAUUUUGUAAGAUUAUUACAAAAUAAUUCUAAAGCAAUAAAACUUGACGAGAAUAUUGAAUGCAUAUUUUUAGUACUUCAAAAUUUCCAUAUUCCAUGAUAAUUCCUUCAACAGACCAGUCAUAAAAAAUUGAUGAAUUAAUUGAUGAAUGUUACACACUAAUAAAUCACAAAAGAAAGUCAUUGAAUGACAUUUAAAGGGAAAAAAUUUAAUCUCGAAUUAAUCUAUUUUACUUAGUAACCUAUUCCUCAAAGUUACUCUGGAAUGCGUCAGGUAUUAUUAAAUUUAAAAUUAAAUAUCUCAGUCAAUUUUUGUUUCAAUUUCUGUUGCACAGAGUGAAAUGUUUUGUGUUUUAAAGUUUCGUAAUGAGCAUAAAUUUUCUCUUAAAUGUAAGUAUAGGGCCUGGAAGAUCAUAUAGAAAGCUAAAUUUUGUUAAUUUUUAUAAAAUUGCAUUAAUAAAAUUUAAACAAAUCAUUAAUUAUGAUCUUUAAUUUAAAAAUAUCUUAACUAUUUUUUAUUGUAGGAGAGUGAAUUGCUUUGUGUUUUAUUUUUUAUAAUGGUGUGCAAAAUUUUCCUAAAUAUAAGUAAAAUUAUUGGAGGAACAUAUAAAAAAUUUGAUUUAAUUUGUUCUAUAAAACUGACUUUUUUAAAAUGUGGAAAUAUCUGAAUAAGAAUACUUGCCUCAUUUAAAACCUUUUUGUAAGUGUAUGUCUAUGACUGACAGUUGUUGAAGUAAAGGCCAGGUAAGGACUUUGUAGAUAUGAUAUAUAUAUAUGUAUAUAUAUAUACACACACACAUAAUUAAUUUACUUAUUAAAGUUUGUUAUAUGUAAUGAUGUAAAAUGUCAUAGACAUAUUUAUAGAAUAGAUAUGUCUCUCAUACUUCAAAAACAUCAAGGCACUUUUGAUCCAUUAUUAAUCUGGUCAACCAUAGCAUGCAUAUUGCUUACAAUUACUUGUGAUUGACUGAUACUUAUGUCAAUUUUUAUGCUCUAAGUUAUAUGAAAUGUUAUUAUUAUGGUCUGGUAAUCAUGAUUGUGUUGUCUUUCAUUUGAGCUUCCUUUGCAGUCUAUUAUUGCUACUAACUAACUGGGACUAUUUGCCCCAGUCAUCUAGGAUAUUGUGAUAAUAACCUUAGACUGCAUGUGAAUAAAUAAUAAAGUUAAAUGAAAUGUACCAAUAUUCUUACAGUACAAAUUAAGUAUGCAUUCUUUACAAAGCAUUCUAGCAUUCUUUACAAAGUUACAAUUGCAUUUGGCAAAUAGGCCAGGUUUCUUAAGUCAUAUAUUUGUCCCCUAAUUCCUUAAAAACAUUGCAAAAGUAAAAACCCAUUUAAAAGUGAAUUUUGUUUACCUAACAGGGAGUAUGUGUCCAUUAGGAACAGAAUGGUUUAAAGUAUUAUUAAUUAUAACAAAAUAAAUUAUUCUUAAGGUUUAAAGUAUUAUUAAUUAUAACAAAAUAAAUUAUUCUUUAAGGUUUAAAGUAUUAUUAAUUAUAAGGACCAAAAUAGGUUAAAGUAUUAUUUAUUAAUGUCAGUAUGGUGGCAUCAUCCUCUUACUCGCAUGUGUAACACAUACCUCUGCAAGAUUUUAGCAAAAAAAAAAAAAAAAAAAAGUUUUUCAAAGUUUCACUAUAAGUAUUCUGGAACUGCUGCUAUAAAACUGUGAUGAGAAUGCAAAGGGAUAAUUCACAUUGGAAUAGCUGCUAGAAAAGUAUUAACAAAAUACAUUUCUUUUAUUUUAGCUCUUUCUCGGUUUGUGCUAAUUAGUAUUAAUAAGUUUAGUAAUAUUGGAGACUGGUAUCUUCAAAUUCUGUAUACUAUUAAUUUAAAAUUUUUGUUAAAUAUUGGGCCUAGAUGUCUUGCUUUUUACAUAUUUAAGACAUCCUUAUGAAUUUUUAUAUGUAAAUAUAAAA
Molecule: messenger RNA, 5342 nt
Organism: Stegodyphus dumicola
Lineage: Eukaryota; Metazoa; Arthropoda; Arachnida; Araneae; Eresidae
Product: rab GTPase-activating protein 1-like
Biological process (GO): regulation of GTPase activity
Molecular function (GO): small GTPase binding; GTPase activator activity
Source: RefSeq, a predicted model, not a curated record